This is a messenger RNA of Suncus etruscus (white-toothed pygmy shrew), 689 nucleotides long. It is a transcript of the gene RPL15, whose product is annotated as ribosomal protein L15. Gene Ontology annotation, cellular component: ribosome; cytosolic large ribosomal subunit. The transcript is spliced from 3 exons. NCBI's taxonomy places the organism in Eukaryota, Metazoa, Chordata, Mammalia, Eulipotyphla, Soricidae. The coding region runs from base 31 to 645 and encodes 204 amino acids. Gene Ontology annotation, molecular function: RNA binding; structural constituent of ribosome. Gene Ontology annotation, biological process: cytoplasmic translation. The record is from RefSeq and is a predicted model, not a curated record.
AACUCUUGUAUAUGUCUAUAGUGAGCCAAGAUGGGCGCCUACAAGUACAUCCAGGAGCUCUGGAGGAAGAAGCAGUCGGACGUGAUGCGAUUCCUCCUGCGAGUGCGCUGCUGGCAGUACCGCCAGCUCUCGGCCCUGCACCGGGCUCCGCGGCCCACUCGGCCGGAUAAGGCGCGCAGGCUGGGCUACAAGGCCAAGCAGGGUUAUGUCAUCUACCGCAUUCGGGUGCGCCGUGGUGGUCGCAAACGGCCCGUGCCCAAGGGGGCGACCUAUGGCAAGCCCGUGCAUCAUGGUGUUAACCAGCUCAAGUUUGCCCGGAGUCUUCAGUCUGUGGCUGAGGAACGAGCUGGACGCCACUGUGGGGCUCUGAGAGUGCUGAAUUCUUACUGGGUUGGUGAAGAUUCCACAUACAAAUUCUUCGAGGUUAUCCUCAUCGAUCCAUUCCAUAAGGCUAUCAGAAGAAAUCCCGAUACCCAGUGGAUCACAAAGCCAGUCCACAAGCACAGGGAGAUGCGAGGGCUGACUUCCGCAGGCCGCAAGAGCCGUGGUCUUGGAAAGGGUCACAAGUUCCACCACACUAUCGGUGGCUCUCGUCGUGCAGCUUGGAGAAGGCGCAAUACUCUCCAGCUCCACCGUUACCGCUAAAAAGUAACAUUUGUAAAAGUCUAAUAAACAGUUUAGGACAGUCA